This is a messenger RNA of Selaginella moellendorffii, 2239 nucleotides long. RefSeq names its product outer envelope protein 80, chloroplastic. Bases 24 to 2156 code for a protein of 710 amino acids. Lineage: Eukaryota; Viridiplantae; Streptophyta; Lycopodiopsida; Selaginellales; Selaginellaceae. The transcript is spliced from 17 exons. The record is from RefSeq and is a predicted model, not a curated record. Gene Ontology annotation, cellular component: outer membrane.
GAUCUCGAGGAUAUUCCAGGGCCAUGCCACGGGCAAAGGCAAUGUCGUCUUCCAGGGCGGAGGCGCCACCGUCGGCGCUCCAGCCCGCGCGGAUUCUCUUCUCCGGAAUCAAGGUACCCGAUCUCUCGCGCCAGUUCCAGCAGCACAAUGCCAUCCCGUCGCUGCUCGAUCGGAUCAAUUCGCCGCUGGCAGCUGCCAGAUCCUUGCUCCAGCGCGUUCUUCCUCCUAGGGCAGCCACAUCCGGCAGGGAGCCGCUGCUCCAGUCGCUCCAGGCGCGGAUUUUAGGGUCGCUUCGGCAGCGCCAUGCCGCGCUCUUCUGCUCGGCAUCGCUGGGCGCUGGCGAUGAUCAGCGCAAGGAGAAUUCCAUGGCGGUGGCCGUCAGGAAGGGUUCUAGGGGGAAGGAGGAGGAGGAAAGAGUCCUUAUCAGCGAGGUUCUUGUCCAAGAUAAAGAUGGGCAGGAGCUGGAAAACUCGGAGAUUUUGGCCACUGCUCGACAGGCUCUAAAGUCGUGUAAAUCGAAUUACGCGCUCACGACGAAAGAGGUCCAAGAGGACGUCCAUCGGAUCAUCGAGACUGGAUUUUUCGCGUCUUGCAUGCCUGUUGCCGAAGAUACACGAGAUGGAGUCAGGCUGAUUUUCAAGGUCGAGGCUAACCAAGAACUUCGUGGCCUUGUUUGCAAUGGCGCAAACGUUCUUCCCACGAAGGUUAUCGAGGAUGCCUUUCGAAACGAGUAUGGAAAAGUUGUGAACAUUCAAAGGCUUAACACGGUUCUCGACACUUUGAAUGGAUGGUACCGAGAUAGAGGCUACUUUGCACAGGUGACAGACCUGGAGAUAAUGCCAGACGGUAUUCUCAAAGUACAAUUUGCUGAGGCAGUAGUUAACAACAUCAAUAUACGAUUUUUGGACAGGAAAACGGGGGAGCCGACUGUCGGGAAAACAAGGCCCGAAACAUUGCUUCGUCAGCUUACGACGAAAAAAGGACAGGUAUACAGCUUGCAACAAGGUAGACGAGAUGCCGAAACGGUCUUUACAAUGGGAAUUAUGGAAGAUGUCAAUAUCGUGCCACAGGCUGCUGGAGAUACUGGGAUGGUAGACUUGACAAUGAAUGUAGUGGAACGUGUACCUGGAGGAUUUUCCGCAGGAGGGGGGUUGUCAGGAAACGGCAUGACGAACGGAGCAUUGUCGGGUUUGGUUGGGAGUUUUGCUUAUUCCCAUAGAAAUGUGUUUGGACGUAAUCAGAAGCUGAACGUAUCAUUGGAGAGGGGUCAAGUGGACUCGAUGUUUCGUAUUAACUACACCGAUCCUUGGAUUGAGGGGGAUGACAAACGCACGUCCAGAGCAAUCAACAUCCAGAAUUCUCGGAGUCCAGCCUCUAUGACUCAUGGCGUUCGAAGAGAUGUUAGUUCAUCUGGACCUUCGCAUGGCGGCGUGACUGUCAGCCGGCUCAUGGCAUCAGUUGAUUACAGCAGACCGCUACGACCAAAAUGGAGCGGAACCGCUGGUUUGAGCUUUCAGCGAGCAGGAGCACGGGAUGAGCAUGGUCAGGCCAAGGCUAUUGAUGUGUAUGGGGGACCACUUACAUUCAGUGGCAAAGCGCACGACGACAUGCUCAUUGCGAAGCUUGAGCUGGUAUACACGGAUUCUGGUGAUUAUGGCUCUUCUCAGCUUGUUUUAAACACGGAGCAAGGACUGCCAAUUGCCCCGGAUUGGCUUUUCUUCAAUCGUGUCAACAUCAGGGCCCGCCAGGGCGUGAGGAUCGGACAAGUUCGAUGCAUAACAAGCUUCUCUGCCGGUAACGUGGCUGGAGAUCUCGCCCCUCACGAAGCGUUUCCGAUAGGAGGAACAAACAGCGUCCGUGGUUACGACGAGGGAGCAGUCGGAUCCGGGCGCUCUUACGCCGUGGCCAGCGGAGAAAUCUCCAUUCCUUUGUGGGGUCCUUUGGAAGGUGCUGUGUUUGCAGACUAUGGAACAGAUCUAGGAUCCGGACACACAGUUCCCGGUGAUCCUGCGAGUGUUAGAGGAAAGCCAGGCUCUGGAUAUGGCUAUGGAGCGGGCAUUCGUGUCGAUUCUCCUCUCGGGCCAUUGCGACUAGAGUAUGCUCUCAACGAUCAUAGAGCAAAGCGCUUCCAUUUUGGUAUCGGCUAUAGAAAUUAAGCUCUCUUAUAGACAUAGACAUGUUCCAUUUAAAUCCUCCUUUCUUGGAAGCUUCUAAAACGUAUAUUCCUGGGAUAUUAGAA